CUUCAUCAUCAUUACGCGUCCCAUUUGAUCUCACAGAAACCCUAAUUCCUAAAAUCUCAAUCUCUGUAUGUAAAUGCAUCUGAAGAAUUCAACAGUAGCAGAACGGCGAUUCAUCGGCAAAGAAUCCGCCGCGGCUUAUCCACCUUCCUCCGAUCUCAAUCCCACCCCCAAAAUCAAAAUCAAGCAGGUCCCCGAAACUCAAUCGCAAGGCCAGAGAAGCAGCCACCACCACCAUAUCGUAAUCCCAGAUUCGUCGAACGACGACGACGAUCUCUCCCGCCGCCGCGGCCGUCGCGGAGCGUCCGCGUCGUAUCUUUUCACGUUUCUAACUUCGUCGAAUCAGAAGCUUCUCCGUCAAGUGAUACGAGUUCGAUUGAUAUGUUUCCAUCUCCGAUUCUUACUCCUCCUCUCUGUGCCUCCUCUCUACAUCUUCUUCCUCUUGAUCAGUUUCCGAGUCCUCCUCCUCUUCCUCUUCUCAAUCAUCGCCUUCUCGUUCAUCCUCUCGAUCUCUCUCAAGUUCGCACUCCCUCACUUACCUUCGAUUCGUCUCUUCAUCGCUAGACUCCUCUCCCUCAGCUCCACAAGAGUCUCUUCUUCCUCUUCGUCGUCAUCAUCCUCCUCGUCGCAGGUUGUUUGGUCUAUCGGGUCAAAGCCUGAGAAGAAGACGAACUCCGGGUCUUGGGUUCAGAAGUACAGCUCUGGUGAUGUGUAUGAAGGGGAGUUUCUUAAAGGGAAGUGUUCAGGGAGUGGGGUUUAUUAUUAUUCGAUGAAGGGGAAGUAUGAAGGUGAUUGGGUUGAUGGGAAGUAUGAUGGGUAUGGAGUGGAGACGUGGGCGAAAGGGAGUAGGUAUAGAGGUCAGUAUAGGCAAGGGAUGAGGCAUGGGACUGGGAUAUAUAGGUUUUAUACUGGGGAUGUGUAUGCUGGUGAGUGGUCUAAUGGGCAGAGCCAUGGGUGUGGUGUGUAUACUUCUGAGGAUGGGAGUAGGUUUGUUGGGGAGUUUAAGUGGGGUGUUAAACAUGGUCUUGGUCAUUACCAUUUCAGAAACGGUGAUACAUAUGCUGGAGAGUACUUUGCGGAUAGGAUGCAUGGUUUUGGAGUGUAUCUAUUUGGAAACGGACAUCGUUACGAAGGAGCCUGGCAUGAGGGGAGAAGGCAAGGGCUUGGUAUGUACACAUUCAGGAACGGUGAGACACAGGCAGGGCAUUGGGAAAACGGUGUUCUCAGCUGUCCUACCGAGCAGACUACCCGUCCUGGUUCAUCGUUUUCAAUCAGUCACUCGAAGGUUCUAGACACUGUCCAGCAAGCAAGGAAAGCAGCGGAGAAGGCACGUGAAGUUGUGAAAGUGGAAGAGAGAGUGAACAGAGCAGUGAUGGUCGCAAACCGAGCAGCAAAUGCUGCUCGAGUUGCUGCUACAAAGGCUGUUCAAACCCAAACAUAUCACAGUAGUAAUGGCGGCGAUUAUCCUGUGUGAGUGGUUCCUGUGGCAAAACUUUUGACAUAGUCGCAACCAUAAAACCUCACCUCGAACCUCUUGGAUGACAACACGAGAUAGAAAGAUAGAGAGAGAGAGACGUCUAUAGAAAGACACUCAAAAUUUGCAUCUACGUUGAGAUUUUCGUGAAGGUGAACCCACUUGGAACCAAAUGUCAGAUCUCUCAUAAGUAAAUAAAUAACAGAUCUGGCUACGGAGCAAGAUAUACAGGUUUUCCUCCCACUUCUUUUAAACAUGUUUUAUAAGCAGGAUGGUUUUAUAAACUGCACAUAGAGGUUGGUUGUUGAAGAGUAAGCAAUGUGUGGUGUUAACAAUAGAUCGUUGUAACAAAGCGGAACUCAUGUAAGAGAAGCAACAAAACAUUGUCUUCUUGUUACAACUUGUGAAAAUAACAUCUCGUUCCAAUUUUACUAAGUAAUAGUCUACUGUUUAAAUAUUGUAUUUUAUCACUGUAUUGUGUAACAUGGGCGUCGUAAAAUAUUGUGACCCGUAAACAUUUUAGUAAUAGUUUAUAAAGUUUUUUUUUGGCUAAAUUUGGUGCAAAGAUAUAUACACUAAAUAAUUU
Eruca vesicaria subsp. sativa (arugula) is the source of this 2057-nucleotide messenger RNA. The record is from the annotation of a GenBank genome assembly. Lineage: Eukaryota; Viridiplantae; Streptophyta; Magnoliopsida; Brassicales; Brassicaceae.